AUGGAGCCGCAGCCGCGGGAGAUUGAUGCGCAUCCUUCUUCCUCGGCGCCGGCGUCCGCUGCUUCCUCGUCCUCGUCGCCGGCGGAGAGCGCUGCCAUGCGAAUCAGAGCUAAGAGGACCUGCUAUGGCUCUGCCUCCUCCGUCUUUGCCGCAUCCGGGCCACGAGGAUGGGCAGAGCUCCCGGAAGAUUUGCUCCAAUGCAUAAUCGCUCUCCUCACCUCCUCCCAUGACUUCCUUGCCUUUGGUGCCACCUGCCGUCCUUGGCGUGAUCUCUUCUCAGCGCACACAUCCUCUUUCCAGCCUCUCCUCCUCCACCCGAGUACCGACAGCCAAGAAUCUCCCUGGUUUAACCACUGGACCAUCUACAAAGGAUGCGCGUGGAGAUUGGCUGAUCCUGCUGCCGCAUCAUCCUAUCCCAGUUUGCUUUCCCUGGGUGAUCUCAGAGCCAUGUUCUUUCUUCGCUGCUCCUACGGUCACCUCAUCUUCAGCGACCGCAAUGGGUUCUACAUUGUUAAUGCAUUCAGCGGUGCUAAGGUUGUGCCUCCUUGCCUCAAGUCAGUUCACUUCAAUCACAUCAGCUAUGCCACCUUGACUGCCCCUGUUGCAUCUGCUGACUCGCAUCUCCUUGUCGGCAGUGGAGCCUAUGUGUUCCAGUGGCGCGUCGGGAGCGACUCUUGGUUGGAACACUUUCCUGGAGUUCUUUUCCUUCAGAUUGAACAAAUAGUGGCCUUGAAGUGCAAAACAUACGCCCUAGGGUCUUUUGGGUCCUUCUGCAUCGUACAAUUGUCACCCGGACUCUUAAUUCAGAAGUUUGAAGUUGUGUUUGAGGAAGACAGAACCAAAAAUCUCUAUUGGACAAAUCAGAAAACAUGGCUCGUGGUGUGCGGUGACGCUCUUCUCUUGAUCAAACUUGAGGCAGGAGGAAAGACGAUAUCCUCGGACGCCGUCCAGUUCAUGGCCUUCAAGCUCGAUUCAUUGGACGCCGUGACCAAUAAGGCAAGGUGGGUGAAGGUGGACAGGUUGGAUAACUGGGCCAUCUUUGUGAGCACCGACAUGCGAUGCCAGGCGUUGCUGUGCAUGAAUCCGGAGAGAUGGGGAGGGAGGAGCAACCACGUAUACUUCCCAACUUAUCAGUCUGAACAACCAUGGGCUGCAGUCCAACUAUGGCAAAAAUGUAACGAUGAUUCAACACAUUUGCAGCUCAGGUACACCGGAAUCCGGUACCCUAGAUUGGAGUCAACAUGGGUCGUUCCCAGCACAUUUCCUCUCUCCGGUGAGUAA
Messenger RNA from Triticum dicoccoides, 1281 nucleotides. RefSeq lists its product as uncharacterized. The record is from RefSeq and is a predicted model, not a curated record. The transcript is spliced from 2 exons. The coding region runs from base 1 to 1281 and encodes 426 amino acids. NCBI's taxonomy places the organism in Eukaryota, Viridiplantae, Streptophyta, Magnoliopsida, Poales, Poaceae. Gene Ontology annotation, molecular function: protein binding.